Hyaloscypha bicolor E is the source of this 1056-nucleotide messenger RNA. Its product is annotated as xylose isomerase-like protein. The coding region runs from base 1 to 1056 and encodes 351 amino acids. The transcript is spliced from 2 exons. Lineage: Eukaryota; Fungi; Ascomycota; Leotiomycetes; Helotiales; Hyaloscyphaceae. The record is from RefSeq and is a predicted model, not a curated record.
AUGACCAUAUCUCGCACCUCUCUCAACGCAAUCCCUCUGUCCUUCGCAUCGGUCUCCGUCGGGACACCGGGCGAUCCGCUCGAGGAAAAGCUCAAAGCCAUCUCCUCCGCCGGUUUCCGCGCCAUCGAGCUUGGCUUUCCGGACUUGCUAUCCUUCGCCCACUCCUUCCACAAGAAAGAAAUUAGAGAAGAUGAUUAUGAGAACUUGUGUGUAGCGGGGAGUGAAGUUAAGAAGUUGUGUGAGAGGUAUGGAUUGGGGAUUAUGAUGCUGCAGCCUUUCUCGAACUUUGAGGGCUGGGAGAAGGGGAGCAGAGAGAGGGAGGACGCAUUUGCGAGGGCGGGGGGCUGGAUUAGGAUUAUGCGGGCUGUGGGAACGGAUAUGCUGCAGGUCGGCUCAUCAGAUUCUCCUAAUAUCAGCGCUGACCUCAAUGUCCUUGCUUCGGAUCUGAGAGAGCUGGCAGAUAUGCUUGCUCCCCACGGUUAUAGGUUGGCGUAUGAGAACUGGUGCUGGGCAUCCCACGCACCAACCUGGUCUCUCGUCUGGGAGAUCGUGAAGCUUGUCGAUCGUCCCAAUAUCGGAUUGUGUCUUGACACCUUCCAGACUGUUGGCUCCGAAUACGCGGAUCCGUGCUCCUCUUCUGGACUCAUUGAAUCCCAGGGCUUGCAGCAGAAGCUGGAAAAUAAUUUCAGGUACUCUUUGGCCACUCUGAGCAGGACGGUGCCGAAGGAGAAGACCUACCUGCUGCAGAUCUCGGAUGCGUAUAAGCCUACGGUUCCGUUUGAGGAUAAGGAGAUCGGGGGCUUGAGGCCGAGGGGGCGAUGGUCCCAUGAUUUCCGCCCGUAUCCUUUUAAUAGUAGGAGGUAUACGAAGCAAUGUGUGGAAAUGGCCAAAGCGGUGUUGGGGACGGGAAGUAGGUGUUGGUUUAGCGUUGAGGUUUUUGAUGGUGGAGCGGAUGGCAAGGAUGUUGGCAGGGAGAAUCGUGGUGAGAUGAGGACGUUUUGUAGCGGUGCUAUCGCGAGUGUUAGAACGUUGUUGGAUGAAUGUGCAGACUCGUAA